GUACGGGCCACGCAGCUGCUGCAGCAGGCGGAGGUGGUGGUCUUCGAUGACCUGGGUGCUGCAGCAGCUGUGGAGCAAUAUGCGCCACCGGCUGCGCAGCGCGUGUUUGUGGGCAAGCGCGGCGGCAGGCCCUCCAUCAGGCAGGCCGAAAUAGAUGCCAUCAUCGUGCAGCACGCGACAGCUGGCAGGAUGGUGGUGCGGCUCAAGGGCGGCUGCCCCAGCGUGUUUAGCAGGGUGCACUCCGAGAUGGCAGCACUGCAGGCAGCCGGAGUGGAGUAUGAGGUCUGCCCGGGCGUCUCCUCGGCGCUGGCGGCGCCCCUCGCAGCCGGCUUCCCGCUGACCCACCCUCAGCUCAGCCGGGCGUUUGCAGUCACCUCUGCCCACGACCCUGCCUCCCUAGACUGGCAAGCACUGGCGGCGAUAGACACGCUGGUCCUCCUCAUGGGUGGCAGCAGCCUGGCGUUGGUGGUGGAGCAGCUGCAGCGGCACGGGCGGGCGGCUGAGACGCCGGUGGCGGUGGUGCGAGAGGCUGCGCUGCCCACGCAGGCGGCCUGGCGAGGCACGCUGGGCAGCAUUGUGAGCCAGACGGCGGGCGAGACGCUGUCGCCUUGCAUCAUUAUCGUGGGUCAUGUUGCGUCGCUGCCUAUGCCAUCCCUGUGA
Chlorella variabilis is the source of this 660-nucleotide messenger RNA. RefSeq lists its product as hypothetical. The annotation marks the transcript as partial. The transcript has 4 exons. The record is from RefSeq and is a predicted model, not a curated record. Gene Ontology annotation, biological process: siroheme biosynthetic process. Lineage: Eukaryota; Viridiplantae; Chlorophyta; Trebouxiophyceae; Chlorellales; Chlorellaceae. Gene Ontology annotation, molecular function: uroporphyrin-III C-methyltransferase activity.